AUAAAGCGUGACCAUCAGCCAUUGAAGUGAAGAAGUGUACUGAAAACAAGUCCUGAAAAGGAAGAAGCAGAACCAGAGCUUUAAUGGCGCAUUAGCGUUGCACUUCUCCUCUUCGAUUCCCUUUACAGUUUUACAGAAGCAUCUAACAAAGCAAAGCAAAAGGGAAAAUAAGAAAAGAAACUUGUUUUGAGGAAGCAAACAAAAACUUUUCUUAAAGGAAUUAAUCCAUAGUUUCAAGAAAAUUAAGAAAGGAAAAAGAUUAAAAACGAAUACCCAAUACAGUUUUGAGGAAGGAGAGAAUAAGGAAUAGUAGAAGAAUGCAAGAAAUCAUGAGAAGGAGAGAGAUCCUUGCAGUGUUAGUAUUGUUCUUUGGUGUUUUUGCAACGACAUCGUUUUCUAGCAAUGUCACGUAUGAUCACAGGGCCUUGCUGAUUAAUGGCAAACGACGUGUUUUGAUCUCCGGCUCCAUUCAUUAUCCUCGCAGCACCCCUGAGAUGUGGCCAGACCUUAUACAAAAAUCCAAAGAUGGAGGUCUGGAUGUUAUAGAGACUUACGUAUUCUGGAAUGAACACGAACCAGUUCGAAACCAGUUUAAUUUUGGAGGAAGAUUCGACCUGGUGAAAUUUGUGAAGUUAGUCGCUGAAGCUGGGCUAUAUGUUCAUCUUCGAAUUGGUCCAUAUGUUUGUGCAGAAUGGAAUUAUGGCGGCUUUCCUCUUUGGCUCCAUUUUAUACCUGGAAUCAAGUUUCGAACAGAUAACGAGCCAUUCAAGGCUGAAAUGCAGCGAUUCACGGCCAAGAUUGUGGAUAUGAUGAAGCAGGAGAAGCUUUAUGCAUCUCAGGGAGGACCCAUCAUUUUAUCACAGAUUGAAAACGAGUAUGGUAACAUUGAUUCAGCAUAUGGUCCUGCUGCUAAGACUUACAUCAAAUGGGCAGCAAACAUGGCUGUAUCUCUUGAUACUGGUGUGCCCUGGGUCAUGUGCCAACAAGCAGAUGCUCCUGAUCCUGUUAUAAACACCUGCAAUGGAUUCUACUGUGACCAGUUUACCCCGAAUUCUAAGAACAAACCCAAAAUGUGGACUGAGAAUUGGAGUGGGUGGUUUCUAUCCUUUGGUGGUGCUGUUCCCUACAGACCUGUUGAAGACCUUGCAUUUGCUGUGGCACGCUUUUUCCAGCUAGGUGGAACUUUCCAAAACUAUUAUAUGUACCAUGGUGGGACUAACUUUGACAGGACUAGUGGGCCCCUUAUUUCUACAAGUUACGAUUAUGAUGCUCCUCUUGAUGAAUAUGGACUCAUUAGACAACCUAAGUGGGGCCACCUGAAGGAGGUGCACAAGGCCAUAAAACUUUGUGAAGAAGCUUUGAUAGCCACUGAACCAACAACUACUUCCCUAGGUUCAAACUUGGAGGCAACUGUCUAUAAAACAGGAUCAGGAUCCUGUGCUGCUUUUCUUGCCAAUGUUGCUAUGACCGACAAAACAGUAACUUUCAAUGGAAACUCAUAUAAUUUGCCUGGCUGGUCCGUGAGCAUCUUACCAGACUGCAAGAAUGUGGUUCUCAAUACUGCAAAGGUUAACUCUAUGACUAUUAUUCCAAGCUUCACCCAUCAAUUUCAGGCGAGUGAUGUUGCUUCGUCCAACGCACUCAACUCUGUCUGGAGUUGGAUAAAUGAACCAGUGGGUAUCUCAACGAAAGAUGCAUUUGUGAAAUCUGGACUAUUGGAGCAGAUAAACACUACAGCUGAUAAAAGUGACUACUUAUGGUACUCAUUAAGCAUUAACAUAAAAGGCAAUGAACCCUUCCUUGAAGAUGGAUCUCAGACUGUUCUUCAUGUGGAGUCUCUUGGCCAUGCCCUUCAUGUUUUUAUUAAUGGGAAACUCGCAGGGAGUGGAACAGGCAAGAGUAGCGGCAGUCCUAAGGUUGCAGUUGAUAUUCCCAUUACAGUUGUACCUGGGAAGAACUCUAUUGAUCUCCUAAGUUUGACUGUUGGACUUUAUAAUUAUGGAGCUUUUUUUGAUCUAGUGGGUGCUGGAAUAACUGGUCCAGUACAGCUGAAAGGGAAAAAUGGCACUACUGUUGAUCUCUCUUCACAGCAAUGGACAUAUCAGAUCGGGCUUAAAGGUGAAGAAUUAGGUCUUUCCACCGGAAGUUCUUCACAAUGGAUUUCACGGCCUAACUUGCCUACUAAACAGCCCUUGAUAUGGUACAAGACCAGUUUCAAUGCCCCUGCUGGCAAUGAUCCCAUUGCAAUUGAUUUCACGGGAAUGGGGAAGGGUGAGGCAUGGGUGAAUGGACAAAGCAUUGGACGUUAUUGGCCGAUCAUUGCGUCUCCAAAUAGCGGUUGCACCGACUCUUGCAAUUACAGAGGAGCCUACAAUGCGAACAAAUGCUUGAAAAACUGUGCAAAGCCUUCUCAGACUUUGUACCAUGUACCCCGUUCGUGGGUGAAAUCAACCGGCAACACCCUUGUAUUGUUUGAGGAAGUAGGUGGGGAUCCAACACAGAUAGGUUUUGCUACAAAACAGGUUGAAAGUUUGUGCUCUCACAUAUCGGAGUCCCACCCAUUACCUGUAGACAUGUGGAACACAGAUUCAGAAGCAAGAAAAAAAUCUGGACCUGUACUGUCCCUGGAAUGCCCACAUCCUAAUCAGGUCAUUUCUUCAAUCAAGUUUGCAAGCUUUGGAACCCCACAUGGAACUUGUGGGAGCUUCAGCCAUGGCCAAUGCAGCAGCAGCAGUGCUCUUUCCAUUGUGCAGAAGGCUUGUGUUGGAUCAAAGAGUUGCAGCCUUGGUGUAUCAGUCAACACGUUUGGGGAUCCUUGCAUGGGAGUUAAAAAGAGUUUAGCAGUAGAAGUUUCCUGUACAUGAGAUUCUGCUCAAAGCAUUCACUUUUCUUGGGACACAACCAAAGCCUUGUUCCCAAGUGUUUAUCAUAUUAAAUAAGCAUACUUUCUGAUUAUCAAAGUUAAAUAUGAAAGGAAAGAAGAAUGAGGUUUCACCUUUAAAAGUGCUCUAAUAAAUUUUUCAACAGCAGUUAUUCUGUUUUGGGAGAAAUUUUUUUGUUUACCUUCUCUUUUCUGUAAAGGAAAUACUGGAAGGAAACAAGAUUUAAGAGUUUUCCCUGACUUUAUUCAAGCAACUUGAAUUGGCUACUUCCAAUAGAGGGUUGUGAAUCUAUCUAAAUUACUUACAGUAAUAGCAAAUGUAUCAUUAUUCUAAAUUGUGAUAAGGCUCUUUUGAAUCUCUAUAAAUAUCUGCAGUACUUGAGACU
Molecule: messenger RNA, 3267 nt
Organism: Manihot esculenta (cassava)
Lineage: Eukaryota; Viridiplantae; Streptophyta; Magnoliopsida; Malpighiales; Euphorbiaceae
Product: beta-galactosidase 8
Exons: 19
Coding region: 318-2864 (848 amino acids)
Biological process (GO): carbohydrate metabolic process
Cellular component (GO): cell wall; vacuole
Molecular function (GO): carbohydrate binding; beta-galactosidase activity
Source: RefSeq, a predicted model, not a curated record